Syngnathus acus (greater pipefish) is the source of this 2329-nucleotide messenger RNA. RefSeq names its product natterin-3-like. The coding region runs from base 1051 to 2253 and encodes 400 amino acids. The record is from RefSeq and is a predicted model, not a curated record. Lineage: Eukaryota; Metazoa; Chordata; Actinopteri; Syngnathiformes; Syngnathidae. The transcript is spliced from 3 exons.
AACUAUUCUCUUCUGUCCAAAUGUAUGUAAAUAAUUGGUGAGUAGGUAAAUAAGUACGUACAAAUAAAUAAAUGGGGGAAUGUAAAAAAAACAGGAACGUGAAAUGUGGAACACACCAAAGAGUGCUUUGAAACGCUGAAGAAAUUGAAAAGGAAUAUUGUGAAGUCGGAUGAAGAAAUGAUGAGCGGCUGCUUCAGGAGAAAGACCGGUGCUGCACUUUGACCCCAUGACAAUAUUAUCUUGUUGUCUUUUCAUGUCAAUGAUCCUCCAUCUUAUCCUGGGUAUCUGUGAUAAGUCCGUGAUAUGAAAGCAGCCAGAACAUUUGCUCAACUAUUCAUCCUUCCGACUCAGAUGCGAGAAGAUUUGGGGUGAUACGAGUGAUUUGGAGAGGGUGUACCAAAUGAAGUGUUACGUAACACUUGAUCCCCUGUACAUCAUCAAGUUGUGAGUGACAUUGCGUGUUCAGUGCAGGUGGUUAGUUACUUGUGCGUUACGUGUUGCAUUUUUUGUCGAUUUCAUAUCACGUGUCGGUGAAAUACGGUUGUGUUUCCACGAGGCUGCGUUGCAUUGUGAGUGACGUGCGUUACAUUUGAGUCGGUGUUAAAGAAGGCGUGUCUUGAAGCGUGGCCCAUAAAAAUCUGGCGUGGACAGAAGAGGAGUCAGUAGGGCGGAGCACGCAGUCAGGGUGAGUCCUGUUUCAGCAAUGAGAGCCGGUGACAUCCUUAAUCCAUCGUCACCGUAAUGAUAAUAAUCCUAUCAGUGUUAUUAAUGUUUGUUAUUAAUGCCGAUUUAUGCAUAUUUUGUCACCUACUGGCAAAAUGUUCUGUGCUAAGAAAAGUGCAUCUCUUUUCACAUGCGAAUAUCUCAUACACUAGUUAACAUGUUUGCUGCUAAUACUACUACGAGUGAAGAGCAAGAUGUUAACGAGUGUAAUUAUUUAAAGUCAUGGGUGGUAGCUAGUUCAACUAGUGCACGGUUUUACCUCACGGGUAAUGUGUAGUUGCCCUCCUACCAUCGUCACUUAUCUAGCGCUGAAUACAAUGUGUGAAGAUGUUAACUAUGUUGUUUAACAACCAGAUGAGGGUGCUGUUGUUGCUGUGCGCGCUCAUGGGCGUGGCCUGUACUGGCGUACAAGAUGUAAUCCAGAGGAGCGCCCAACGCAGGAAAGCAUCCCUUCUCAACCCGCAGCUAGAGGGCAUCGUUCCUGACCGAGCUCCGGCCCUGCCCGCGGCUCCGGCCACCCCCGCCGACCUGCUGCAACGGGAGGCCCUGCCAUCCGACUUCCUGUUCGGCGACAACGUCAACCUGGAGUGGCGGCAGUGGAACGGCUCGCUGCCCAACGGCGCGGUUGCCAUCUACAACGGCUACACAGAGCGUACCGACUACGUGUGCAUGUACAAGUGCGAAGCGGGCUUCUACAACGCCGCCCUGGGGCCCUACUGCCGCUACCCUUACGGGGACGCUGAGUACUACGCCCCCGAGUUCCACGUGCUGGUAAACAGGGACAACUUUGAGUUCCUGGAGUGGAAGGAAGGCUCGUACGGAUCCGUGCCGCCGCACUCGGUGCGGACAUGCCUCGGCGUUGGCAUCUUUGUGGGCAGGAACAAGUACGGCCUGGGCAAGGUGGUGCCCCAGUUUGAGGCCUUCUUCUUGCCGUGGGAGGGCGACGAGUACUGGUACAAGAGGUACCAAGUGUUGACCGUCAACCGGGAUGCGUACACGCAGCACAUCUCCCACGUCCACUACGACCUGGACCGCGUGGCCAUUUUCCAGUACCCGCCCGAGACCAUGCGCAUCUCCGCCGUCACCAAUAACGAGUGCCAGGCGGUGAGCAAGACGGUCAGCAUCUCCAAGACCAGCGAGAAGGAGACCACAUGGAACAUCGGCCGCGCCACCAUGUUGGGUAUCACUGGCAGCAUUACGGCCAAGAUCCCAUUUAUCGGCUCGGGCGGUCUGGAGCUGAGUGGCGAGAAGACGCUGCAGUUCUCCCGCGGGACCACCCUGGUGGAGGCCAUCUGCCACUCGGUAUCGGUGGAGCUGACGGUGCCUCCCAACCACUCGUGCAGGGUGCGAAUGGAGGGCCGCAAGGUGAAGGCCGACGUCCCGUACACGGCCCGCCUCAGCCGCACCUACCGCAACGGCGACACCCAGUGGACAUCCGUGUCGGGCACCUAUGACGGCGUCCAGAUCGGAGAGGUGCGCGCCGUGGUGGAUCGCUGCCAGCCUGUGGAGGACGCGCAGCCAUGCCCGUGACCAACGUCGUUGACAAAACCAACGGUGUGUUGUCGUGUGACGCCAGCUCAUUGUUUGCAAUAAAGAUGUGACAAAA